CUGUGUCCCUUGGACACAGCGGAUCACAGUUCAGCGGAAAGAGCCGAAGAAGUCGGAUCUGUCAUGUGAUCAGCUGUGUCCAAUCACAGCUGAUCACAUGUAAACAGGGAAAAGCCGGUUAUCAGCAUUUCUCUCCUCACGAGCUGUCAUGCUGACAGCUCAGUGCCACCUGUCAGUGUCCAUCAGUGCCAGCUCUCAGUGCUCAUCCAUGUCACCUGCUAGUGCCCAUCAGUGCCACAUCAGUGCCACAUUUUUUCAGUGCCUACCAGUGCACAUCAAUGCCACAUAUCAAUGCCCAUCUGAGCUGCCUUUCAGUGUCACCCAUCAGUGCCAGUCAGUGCCACCUAUCAAUGCCAGUCAGUGCCACCUAUCAGUGCUGCCAAUCAGU
Molecule: messenger RNA, 388 nt
Organism: Staurois parvus
Lineage: Eukaryota; Metazoa; Chordata; Amphibia; Anura; Ranidae
Source: the annotation of a GenBank genome assembly